AUGAGUAAACGUUAUAUUAUUAUCCCAAAUUUACCUGAUAUCAUUUUAAAACAUAUAUUUUCUUAUUUAUUGUAUGAAGAUUUGUUAAAUUGUGAAUUGGUUUGUAAAAGAUGGCAAAAUUUAGUUUUAAAAACAAUGAAAAAAGAUAUUCAUGAAGUUGUUAUUGAACAAUUAUCAAAUUGUAAAGUACAAAUAAUUCAACAACCAGCAUUAAAAAGACUUACAAUAACAUGCCGAAAAAAUUCAUAUGAAUUUAUUGCUGGAAUAUUAAGAAGAUCACAAAAUUCAUUAGAAAAAGUUACAGCUGACUUAAGUUUUUUUACAAAUAUUCAGAAUGUUCAUCUUCUUCAUAAGGAAGGAAAAUAUAAAUAUUUUCCAAAUACAGAAAAUUUAUGGAUUGUUGUGACAAAUUGUGAAACAACUGAUAUUGAAAAAUUAAAAGAAAUUGAAGAUCGUCUAUUUACGAAUAUACAUUUUCUUACAUUUCAAGCACAUGUUAAACAAUCUCAAAUACAUAAUAUUUCAACUUUAUUAUUAAUGUUUAUAAAUAGACACAAAAGUGUUGAAAUUAAUAUUGAGUUACAUGCAGAUAAGGCAGGACCAAUACUAGCACAAUUAGGAGAAUUAAAUAAUCUUAAGAUUCAACAAUUAAAAAUAAUUUGUACAGAUUUUGAUAGACCAAUUUUUCCACUUGAUGGUUUAAGAGAUAUUAUGAUUAAAAAUAAACUUGAUUGUGAACGUCUUGUUUUACGUGAUUGGUACUUACAUUGUAAUGGAAUAGAACCAUUAGGAAAUAAAUGUUUAACUUCUAUUCGUAUUAGUUCCUCAACAAUUGGCAAUACAACAUCUUUUGUGUCAGCUAUCAAAAAUACAAAAGAAAAUAGUUUAUUAUCUAAACUUGAGAUGGUUGGAUUAUGUAUUUUUUCUGAUAUUAAUUAUCUUAAUGAUAAAGCUCAUCUUGAAUUUGAAUAUAGGAUUAAUUGUACGUUAAAUGAUUUAAUUGUUGAUUGUAAUGAUAUUUAUUAUAUUUCAUAA
Molecule: messenger RNA, 1035 nt
Organism: Strongyloides ratti
Lineage: Eukaryota; Metazoa; Nematoda; Chromadorea; Rhabditida; Strongyloididae
Product: F-box domain-containing protein
Exons: 3
Coding region: 1-1035 (344 amino acids)
Molecular function (GO): protein binding
Source: RefSeq, a predicted model, not a curated record